AUGGGUAAGGUGAAAAAGUCCAAGAAAAAUCCCCGAUCCCGGGUCAACCCGUUAAAAAAGAAACCGGAAACCGCGGCGCCAGUCGCCGAUGAAGGCAAGUCCCAGGUGCUCCCCUUAAUCAAUAAGCUUAAGCUGGCGGACGCGAAGGAGAAGGCGAUGGCCAUCGGCACCCUCAAUAUUCUUGCCGAAAACCCUCAGAUGAGAAAGUUGCUUUUGAAAGAACGGAUUGUCGCUACCGUGAUGGAGUACGCCCUCAACGAUAACCUGAGAGAGGUCGUGGUGGAGCUGUUUGGUCUCUUGCGCAAUUUGGCCAUCGAGGAGGGAUACGACGUCGUCAAAUACAUGUGGCGCCAGAACGUGUGGGCACUGUUGCAAGCAGCAUUUGAAGCGAUUGCCGCUCAGUUCGCUAGCGGGUGGGAUGACCUCGCUGGUCCCGAAAAGGCCUUGGUAUACGAUUGGUGCGAAAACGUAUUGCUGUUAGUAGUGGUGAUGGCCACCACCGACGAAGUGAUUUUUGAACUGGUGUUUAAUAAGAUUGACCCGCUUCUCCAGUUUGUUUACACGGCGUUAUCUCAGAAACAGCUGCCGCGGUUAGUGCAUGCCGGGCUCGAUUUCAUCUACGAGUUCCUUAGUGAAUCGACUCAGUUUGUCGACUUGGUGUCGUCGCAAGCGGAAAAGCUUCCUCUUGCUAACCUUGACGCCCAGGGAGACCGUCUUACCGGAGUAUACGUUGACGGUAUCAAAUACAACUUUACCAGUCUGCCUGACGACUACGCCCGCAUCCUCUUGUCGCUCUACGAUACCUGUUCGCUGGUGGACCUUGAAGGGAUCAUCAAGCUUCUCCAGUCGACGGAGCCGAUCUCGGCCGACACUGACCUGGCCACCCAUGCUAAAGCACAAGCGGAAGCUAGAGCUGAUUUGAGAGCGUUGGAAGUGCUGCUAGACCUCAUCACACUGAUAUUGGAAGGGCUUUCGAUUAAUGAACGCAAGUUCAACGCCCCCGUCAAGCUCUCCGACGACUUAUUGCAAAAUGUGCUCUUCGCUAAAGUGUGGCCGAUGAUCACCGAAAUCGUUAAAUUUGAGCUCAAUCACGACGGGUCGCUUUAUCUUUUGAACCGGGCGCUCUAUGCGAUGAACAACUUCUGCUGGUUGAUGCUUGCUAAUCAGAAACUCCCCGUCCAGUGGUUUGAACACAGUAAUGCUGGCUGGGACCUUGUUGACGCCGUGGUGCAAAAGGCGUCGCUGCAGCUGGCCAAUGACUUACAGAAGACUACGCUUCUGAUCAUGUGGGGUAUCUCUAAGGCUCAAGGCCCGCAGAUUAAGAAUAAAUUGCGCCGGGAGUUUGUCGACUCCUUGAUCACUACCGUGGGGACGAUUAACCACGAAGACGACGACCAGGUCGAUCUCAAGCUUGCCAUCAUGGGUUUCCUCGCCUCGGUGGCGCCUCAGCUUGAAGACAUCACCUUAAUUGGCGCUGUCGGUAACUUCUUGAUGCAAACCGCGGAGACGAUGCUGACUCCCGUCAACGCCAAUUGUACCCGGUUAACCAUUGAAGCGCUUAAUUUGAUCUACGACCUUUUCGGCGAUAAGGAGUACCCUUACGACCAGCCGGUGUUCGUGGCGCAAGGCUACUUGCCCCGUCUCGAAGCGCUCGAGCCUCAGGUGAAGGUGAUGUUCAAGAAGGUUGAUCGCAAUAAGUUUAACCAGCUCAAGGUCGAGGCGGAAGAGGCCUGGGUCAACUUGGGCCGGUUCAUCGAGUACAAGCACGACGAGCAGAAAUAG
This is a messenger RNA of Diutina rugosa, 1782 nucleotides long. RefSeq lists its product as uncharacterized. The transcript has a single exon. The coding region runs from base 1 to 1782 and encodes 593 amino acids. The record is from RefSeq and is a predicted model, not a curated record. Gene Ontology annotation, biological process: ribosomal large subunit biogenesis; protein import into nucleus. Lineage: Eukaryota; Fungi; Ascomycota; Pichiomycetes; Serinales; Debaryomycetaceae.